Molecule: messenger RNA, 867 nt
Organism: Amoebophrya sp. A25
Lineage: Eukaryota; Dinophyceae; Syndiniales; Amoebophryaceae
Source: the annotation of a GenBank genome assembly
UAUCAAUUCGUUUUUCAUGUUUUUUUAUUGAGACAUCACAUGUAAAAUUCUUGGUUCCGCCUUUGGUAUUCGUCGGACCCGCACAAAUACAUUAGUUUCAACACAUAUAAUGCCACCUUUGUCGGCUUUAAUAGUCUCAGUGUGACGUCCUGUCCCUAAUUUCUUUUUGCAGUCGGUCGUCUUCUAUUGAAUUUAUUAUGCAGUCGUAACUACGAGAUUCGGAACUAUUAAUAUCAAUAUGUAUCUAGUACGAAUUGUAUCAACUACUAAAUCUAAAUCUACUUACCCCACGAGGACCCUUCAUCAAGGUUUUUAGCUCAAUCUCCCAUCCUUUCUGCUCACGACCCACGAACCCGCACCGUGGCAGAUUGAAGGACACGACAAUUGGGUCUGGUACGAGGCUGCCCUUGUGCCAUUCUCGCACCGGCCUCUAGCAUCUGUCAACUUAUCCUCAAGAAUCAGAUAUAUUCUUCCGAAGUCGGACCCGAAGAUCAAGCAGUCGGAACAAAAUCUACCUAUUCGUUCGGACGAACGAAACAUCAUGGGCAGUGUAUACGAAAUUCUCUCGUUCCUGGGGAAUGAGAUCUUGUUUUGGCUAGCGAUCUUCCAGAUCCUGGUUUUCGUGGCAGAGAAGGUGAAGGGAAAGUUCGUACUUGGGGGAAACGAUAAGAAAACCACUUCCAUUACGGCUAAGUGUAACUCUCUAUGAUAUUUAUAUAGUUAUUUAUUUUUGCAAGAAGUCAACAUGUCUCACUGUUUCCUUCGUAGGUAGGAUUGUGAGAAGAUGGGAGCAAGCAUUGAAAUGCUUUAAGCUCUAACUCUAACGGUGACCUGAGUGGUGCAGACGCAAAGGAGCAGACUUCUACC